Molecule: messenger RNA, 1461 nt
Organism: Daphnia magna
Lineage: Eukaryota; Metazoa; Arthropoda; Branchiopoda; Diplostraca; Daphniidae
Gene: Prosbeta5
Product: proteasome subunit beta type-5
Exons: 6
Coding region: 58-882 (274 amino acids)
Cellular component (GO): proteasome core complex
Molecular function (GO): threonine-type endopeptidase activity
Source: RefSeq, a predicted model, not a curated record
UAUUUGACAUUAGCCCGUCAACUGUUCACUCAAUUUUUUCGCUGUGAAUGCAAAGUCAUGGCUCUCUUUGAACUUUGUGGUAUUAAUUCUCGUGCUAACUUUAAAACUACUGAAGAUGAUAAUUUAAACGGUGAAAUGGAUUCCCUAAAUAUCAUUGGGAAUCCUACUCAACUAGCCUUGCCGCCAUUGGGUUGCCCAAAUAACAAAAGCCUUGUUGACGAGCAUGGCAGAGAAAUGAAAAUAAACUAUGACCAUGGCACCACUACACUAGGUUUUAAAUAUCAAGGAGGAAUUAUUCUUGCCGUAGAUUCCCGGGCAACUGGAGGACAGUAUAUUGGAUCUGGUUCAGUAAAAAAAAUUAUUGAAAUCAAUGACUUCUUGCUGGGAACAAUGGCUGGUGGUGCUGCUGACUGUACCUAUUGGGAGCGUGUUCUUUCUAAGCAGUGCCGACUAUAUGAGCUUCGGAACAAGGAACGUAUAUCUGUUGCUGCUGCAUCAAAACUGCUUGUUAACAUGGUAUACAACUACAAAGGCAUGGGGCUUAGUAUGGGAGUUAUGAUUGCAGGUUGGGACAAAAAGGGCCCUGGUUUGUAUUAUGUUGACAAUGAUGGGACUAGAACGCCUGGACAGGUCUUUUCUGUAGGAUCCGGAUCAUUAUAUGCAUAUGGUGUGCUUGACUCUGGCUACAGGCAUGAUCUUGAAGAUGAAGAAGCGUAUGAACUCGGACGUAGGGCUAUCUAUCAUGCAACAUAUCGUGAUGCAAGCAGCGGUGGCAUUAUUCGAGUCUAUCAUAUUAAAAGUACUGGAUGGGUCAAGAUUUCUGAACAAGAUUGCACAGAGCUUCAUUACCAGUAUCAAGAAGCCGAGCACGGCCCUAAAUAAUUUUGUUGUAAUUUCAUUCAAUCCAAACAUCUUCAUUCGUUAUGCUUCUUUGAGCCAUGCUUCUCAAUAAAUGUUUUACCCGUUAAAGGAUAAUAGUAAAACUGAAGGAGUGUGUAAGGUGGAGUCGAAAUGUGGAAAACACGUCCUUUUUAGGGAAAGGGUUAUUGAAACCUCAAGGUUCCCUUUCCUCUUUCUCUUCCUGGGACUUCAAAAAAGAAAAGAAAUUCACUGUCAUUGGUGUGGACAGUUAACGAGGCGCAUUUUUAAUUUACCAAUUAUAGCACACCAAUCCCUUUACAAGUUUAAACAUGCCACCUUUAAGCUACUAUGCAAAAUAGAAAGUAGUAAUCAACGGUUUAGCAUUGACGCGGUAAGCUGAAGAAUUGGGGAUCGAUCCUUACUAUAGUCGUGUAUUAAUAAUAAUAUGUGAAUUGUUUCAGUUGAUAAUGUAAAACUCAAAAUAGAGAAAUUGAAAAAAAAAAUUGAAAGUGUUAAAAAAGAAAAGGUGCAGUGUGCAAUGAUUAAAAAAUACCAGAAUAUGAACAUCAAGACAAUAAAAAAGAGAUAUUUUACAAACAA